AUGGGCUUUUCAUUGUCUUCCAAUUGGAAACAACUACAAAGAAAACAAAAAUCUGAAACCAAAGGAAUUGCAAAAAAACGACCCAGAUCAGCUGCGGCUAUCGCUGCCAAAUCUGUCAAAGUUUCUGAGGUUUCGAAUAGAGACUCCGAUGUUUCAAUUGAGUUUAGCAUCACAGAGUCUACAAAGAACGUAUCUCAUAGGAAAAAGGAAAUCGGCAAAUAUCUGGCCAUGGACUGUGAAUUUGUCGGGGCCGGAGAAUUAGGAGAAUCUUCGAUCCUGGCUAGGGUCUCGCUAGUAAACUAUCACGGAAUAACUGUUUACGAUACUUUUGUCCAACCCACUGAGAAAGUAACCGAUUGGCGUACGCAUGUGAGCGGUGUCACUCCUGCGCAUAUGAAGGGUGCUGUUUCGUUUAAAGAAGCCCAAAAAAAGGUUUCAGAUUUAUUAAACGGUAGAAUUUUGGUGGGACAUGACGUGGGACAUGACUUAGAUGCCCUGAUGCUUUCUCAUCCAAGAUUCAUGAUAAGAGAUACUGCGAAGCAUACACCUUUCAGAAAAAAAUACGCAGCGGGCAAAACACCAUCACUAAAAAAGCUCAGCAGAGAGAUUCUUGGUGUUGAGAUCCAAUCAGGUCAGCACUCUUCUGUCGAAGAUGCAAGGGCAACAAUGAUGAUUUACAAGUCUGCGAAAGCCGAGUUCGAAAGGAUAUUAAAAAAGCCGCGACAUAAGUAA
Ogataea haglerorum is the source of this 732-nucleotide messenger RNA. RefSeq lists its product as uncharacterized. The coding region runs from base 1 to 732 and encodes 243 amino acids. The record is from RefSeq and is a predicted model, not a curated record. The transcript has a single exon. Gene Ontology annotation, biological process: ribosomal large subunit assembly; rRNA processing. Gene Ontology annotation, molecular function: nucleic acid binding; 3'-5' exonuclease activity. NCBI's taxonomy places the organism in Eukaryota, Fungi, Ascomycota, Pichiomycetes, Pichiales, Pichiaceae. Gene Ontology annotation, cellular component: nucleus.